Messenger RNA from Rotaria sp. Silwood2, 3243 nucleotides. Lineage: Eukaryota; Metazoa; Rotifera; Eurotatoria; Philodinida; Philodinidae. The record is from the annotation of a GenBank genome assembly.
AUGUGGUUCUUUAUUUUUACAAUCGUUGUAUUUUUAUAUUUUUUUUAUCGUUUACUGAAAUUUUGGAUAUUUGAUCCAUGGCGUAUUCACAAAGAUCUCUGGGCACAAGGAAUUCCUGGUCAAUACAAGCCUAUAAUUGGUGACGUUUUCGCUAUACGUCGUGCUAUUCUUGCUGACGAUCCAAUGUCUUUUAAUAUUGAAAUGACAAAGAAAUUUGGUAGUUAUUAUCAUGCAUCAUUUGGUCCUGUAGCUCGUUUAGUCAUUAGUGAUCCUUUAUUAAUUCCAGGAGUAUUGAAAACAAAUGCUCGUGCUUAUCAUAAAUCUACUUUAAUGCGACUUAUUCUUGGUACUCUAUUAGGAUCUGAAAAUCUUUUAAUGUCUGAAGAUAAUAUUCAUGCUCAACAUCGACGACUUAUAGCACCUGCUUUUCAACAUCAAAAUCUAAAUUCUAUGAUUUCACUUAUGAUUGAAAUAACAUCUAAUCUUCUUAAUAAAUGGUCAUUAGCUAUUAAUAAUACAAAUAAUAAAGACAAUAUAUUAAUUGCUGAUAUUCAUAAAGAAAUGACAGGUUUAACAUUAGAUAUAGUUACUGGAUGUGUCUUUGGAAGUGGAGUAAUGAAAGAUGAACAUAUACGAGAAACAAUAUAUGAAGGUGUUACAAAAACAUUAGAACAUGUUGAAGAAAGAACGUUCAAUAUGAUUGGUAUUAUUCCAAUAAUUAAUAAAUUACCAUUGCCAAGUAAACGACGAAUUGAUAGAUCAAAAGAAAAUGUUAGACAUGCUGUAGAACACAUUAUUAAUGAACGAAAAAAAGGUUUUACUAAAUCUGCAUGCAAAGGACCUGAUUUACUUGAUUUACUUUUAUCUGCACAUGGAAAUGAUAAAACAAGUCAAUUAACUGAUGAAGAACUUUUUGAAGAAGCAUUAACUUUUGUACUUGCUGGUCAUGAAACAACAGCUACUUUAAUGACUUGGACAUUAUACAAUUUAGCUAAUAAUCCAGAUAUAUGUCAUAGAUUAGAAUCAGAAAUUGAUUCUGUAUUGAAUGAUAAUGAAGAAAUAACAACAUCAACACUUUCUCUUUUAACUUAUACAGAGCUUGUAUUAAAAGAAUCAUUACGACUUCAUCAACCAGCUCCAUCAUUAGUUCGUACAGCAAUUGAAGAUAAUACUUUAAUUGCCACUGAUGGAAAAUAUAUAGAUAUUAAAAAAGGAACUGAUAUUUUGAUUAAUUUAUUUAUUCUUCAUCAUUCAGAAGAAUAUUGGAAUGAACCAUUUAAAUUUGAUCCAUCAAGAUUCAAUGAACGUCAUCUUGAUACAUAUUUACCAUUUUCAAUGGGACCUCGUUCAUGUAUUGGACAAAAUUUUGCUAUGUUAGAAGCAAAAAUUAUGUUAGCAAUGAUUGUUAAACGAUUUCGUUUUGAACUUAUACCUGCUCAAAAACAUGUUCCCGAUAUUGCUAUUACAAUGAGAAUGACGGAUGAUUAUCGAGAUUUUUCUGUUUCGACUUUGUCAUCAAUCGAUCCAAUAGAUAUUCCAUUGAAAAAUAUUGAUUUUGAAUCAUCGUUAGAUUCAUAUUCAAAUGUAUUUGAUAGAGUUCAACAUAAUUUUACUGCUAGUUCAGAAAUACCAUGUAUCAUUCUUAAUAAUGAAGAAGUAGACAAAAAUCCAUUACCAACUGUUGAUCAUAAUCGUACAUUUACUAAAGAAAUAUCAAAACCAAUUAUUAAUGCAUUUACAGGAAAACCUAUUAGCCCAAAUCCAUGGAGAAAAUUAUGUACAAAAAAUGUUCAACAUCACAUAGACACAGAUAUUGUUAUACCAAUUGAAACAUUCCCAAUUAAUUCAGAUAUACAACAACCGAUUGAAGACAAAAUGAUUCUACAAGAUCAAUUCAAUAAUAAAAGAGUAACACGUCAAUCGCGAAGGGAUAUGAUUCGUAAUCAACGAGCUAUCGACAGUAGUAAUGAUGAUGAUCAAGCAUUCGAACAAUGUAAUUUUUCAUCAGAUUUAAAUCAUUUUUUUGAAAAUAUUUUUGAAUUUUUACAAGAACAUCGAAAUCUAAAAGUAUUGGAAGAUGAACAAAAUACACCUAUACGACGCCGAAGAAAGAAAAGAAACAAUUUAAAAGAUUUUAUUGAUGAUUCAUCAUCAUCUUCUUGUUCUAAUGAAAAUAUCAAAGAACAUUCAUUAGAUGUUAAAAAAAAAGUAAAUCUUUUAAUUCAUAAUGAUCCGUUAUGGCAAAGACUAGCUGAUGUUUAUACAUCUGAAGAGUCCGAUGGAAAAAAUCAUUUAUUAACAGCAAAUACAAAUUUAACAAUUCGAUUAAAAUCUGAAAUUUAUACAUCCGAUCAAUCAACUCAAUCAUCUAGUCCUACAUCAUCAAGUUCUUCUUCAAUAAAAACUGAUCAUAAAUUAUUAAUGAAAGAAGACGAUCAAAAAAGAAAUAUUUCUUUUAAUUUUCUUCAAUCACUUUCCGAAUGUAUAUCAUUCGAAGAUAAACAUCCGGAUGCUAAACCAUAUUUUAUUCGAUCAGCAUUUAAGCUUAAAGAAAAGCGACAGGAAUUAGCCAACAAACUUUUAUUACUAUUUAAUCAAGAUGUUUUUUCUUCUCAACUAUCAGAUAAAGUCAGUGUAGUAUGGAGUGGUCGUUUAACAGCGACUGCUGGUCAUUGUACAACUCGACGAACAACACGUACUGCUGUAAUUACACUUUCGCAUAAAGUUUGUGAUUCACCUGAACGUUGUCGUGAUACCCUUUUACAUGAAAUGUGCCAUGCAGCUGUGACUUUAAUUGAUGGUAUUAUGGAACAUGGACAUGGACCUCUAUGGCGUCAAUGGACACGUAUGGCUGAACGAUGUUAUCCUUAUUUACCAUUGGUUUCAGUGAAGCAUACAUAUGAUAUUAUUUAUAAAUUUAUUUAUCGUUGUGUUCAAUGUCAACAUCAAGUUUAUCGACAUUCAAAAUCAUUGAAUCUUGAUAUUGAUUUUUGUGGUAAAUGUAUGGGACGAUUUCAAUUAGUUAUAAAUCAUAAUCAAAAUGAAAUAAAACAAGAAAAACAAACACCAAAAAAAACAAUUAAUAAAUAUAAUUUAUUUGUUCAAGAAAAUUUUCAAACAAUAAAACAAACUAAUCCACAUUUAUCUACACCACAAUUAAUGAGACAACUUAGUGCUGAAUAUAAAAAGAGAAAUCAACAACAAAUGAUUGAUUUACCUGAUUUAGAUCAAUUAAAAAUUUAA